This is a messenger RNA of Chlamydomonas reinhardtii, 2008 nucleotides long. RefSeq lists its product as uncharacterized. Lineage: Eukaryota; Viridiplantae; Chlorophyta; Chlorophyceae; Chlamydomonadales; Chlamydomonadaceae. The record is from RefSeq and is a predicted model, not a curated record. The coding region runs from base 171 to 551 and encodes 126 amino acids. The transcript has 3 exons.
GCACUGUCAGCAACAGUAGUUUAUGACUGCCAUACACAAUUGUUCAUAACGUGCUCGCCUGUGUCACCACAAACUUGCAGCUGAUGCUUUCCAUCAAAUCGUCUCGUCUCGCGCGCGUACAGCCUUUCUCGUUAGCACGCGCACCCAUCAUAACUCGUCGCGUUGCCUGCAUGGCUCAAGGAGCACAGGAGGCUGCUGCAAUUGUGCAGCGGCAGCUCGAACUGUACAACGCGCGCGACCUGGAGCCCUUCAUGCAGCUGUUCACAGACGACGUGUACGUGAGCGACGGGAUUACGGGAGCGGUGAUCGCAAGCAGCAAGGAGCAGCUCCGCCCCAGGUAUGUGGAGCGCUUCCGUGCUAGCCCUGUAAACUGCGAGCUGCUGGGUCGCCUCGUGUGCGGCAACGUGGUGGUGGACCGGGAGAUUAUCACGGGCCUGCCCGACGGCGGCGUGGCGGACUGCAUGGCCACCUACGUGUGCGACCUGACGGCGGGGCAGAUCAGCCGCAUCACCUUCGUGUGGAAGCCGCGGACGGAGGGCGUCAAGCUCUGAGUGCGGGUGGUUUCAGGGGUGGGGAAAUGGGGAGGCGGAGGAGGAGAAGGCCGAAUGGGGAGAGGAUGGGCUUGGGCUGGUGUGGGCGCGGGAGUAUGACUGCAGUGGCGGGUGUAGGAGUGUGCGGUGGAGCAUUGGUGCAGUGGUCGCAGCCGGCGGGGGGCACUAGCGUGGAUCGGAGCGUAUCAGUAGGAUGGUGCGUUAGGUAUUGGAGCAGUGGUGUUUGUCCCCAGUAUGUGGCUUUGGCUACUGCAAAUUGCUCGUGGGCGGCGGUGAGGCCCAAGUAUCGGGCAAGUGCAGCAGGGGCAGGACAUGGAAACUUGUUACAACCGAGUACGCUGUUGGGCCUCCCCUGAUUGCCUGAUUGAAGCAAUGGACAGCGUACCGUAUGCCCGCCCCGGCCUAUGUGCGGUGUUUGACAUGACGUGUCAAAUAUUGUAGGCGGCAUAUAGAUCGUAUCAUUGAAAUGCGUAAUCGUAUGUACUGCCCUCAGGUCCGCAUCAGCUCUACGCGCGAGCUCAUCUUUCACCUUGGCUAGUGACCCAGCAAGCAUCCUUCUCUAACUCAAUACCGUAAUUUGCCCGCAUCCUUGAAACCAAGGGAAAACUCCCCUGCUCAAAACUUCCGCCGUGCAGCAUUGCCCCAGUGGCAGCGGCGGAGACAGUCCUGGGAGUCACACAAGCAAACAGCGGCCACAGCCGCCGAUUUCACAGCUGGCUUCGAAAGUGCCACCACAGCAGCACUCUUGCUCCCAAGGACCCUUCAGCUGCCAACGCAAAUACAUACAAUCAAGGGUGUCGCCACGGCCCUAAGCUACGUGCUGCCGCCCUCCUACAUCUGAGUCGUCGCCCGUGCACACACGCACAAGCCUCAAACGCAACCAAACCCGAGCUAAGACAUAAUACGCAGGCUAUGUAAUACUAAUACAGUGCCCUCCACGGGUGGGACAUGCCCUACGGUGUAAUAGGGCCAUCCGUGGCUCUUGCCAACGCCGCGUCCCCACACGCCGUAGCAAUGUGUCAAGUUUGCGCCUAGGACAGACGAACACUCAGUUGGGGCUCGCGCUGUGACAGGGUCUAGCUCCUACGUCAAGAGACGUGUCCGCGGUGAAGAGCGCACACGGAGCCCUUAAACCCCCAACAAGGCAUGCGCCUCGAAGACAUCAACGGUGCCAUACGUGGCCAGUCCCACGCUUGUCUCCUCCGAAACACCUUCACACGUCUGAACAUGCAUCGUGUUGAACAGUCUGUCCCGCAGCGCUCGAAGCACGCUUGAAGAUGGACGCAGAUCCCCCCAGGCUCGCGGCCUGACGCGCGGCAAGCUCCAGUCCCCCCGCGUGCAUGCCCGCAAAUGCAGAUGCAUGUGCCAUGCAAGUUGGCCUUAGUACGCUCGCUUGCCGUCAGUCACUGGCCCCGCCGGUGUGCCGCGGCCGUUGCCGCGACCCUACAGCCCAACGC